UCAGGUUCACUGUGUGGUAGUGGGGCUGCCCUGACUUCUCUCUGCACACAGGUGCUGGCAACAAGCAGCAUGGACACGUCAGAGGGGGAGGACAACGAGGAAUUCCUGGAGCGGUUGAUGGGCCUGACAGCACAGAGUCUGCCCCACCUGGAGCUGCAGGAACACUACACUGUGCUCAAGGAGCUUGGCAGUGGCACUUACGGCAAUGUGCUGCUUGUUGAGCACCAGGAACGAGGCAGCACGCUUGUUCUGAAGUUGAUGCCAAAGGAGUACACGGACCUCCGGGCAUUCCUGCGGGAGUACUGCAUUGCACUCUGCCUGUCCUCUCAUGCUACCUGCCUACGAGCUCUGCCCAUCGCCUUUGAGAGUGCCUCACACUUUGCUUUUGCUCAGGAGCUUGCUCCUGCUGGGGAUCUCUGCGCCCUCCUGAAUCCUGGGGAGGGGCUCCCAGAGACUCAGGUGAAACGCUGUGCAGCCCAGCUGGCAGAUGCUUUGGACUUCAUGCACAGCAAGGCUCUGGUGCACAGGGAUGUCAAGCUGGACAACGUUAUGCUCUUCGACCAGGAGUGUCAGCUGGUGAAGCUGGGAGAUUUUGGGCUGACGCGCCUGGAGGGCACCCCUGUCUGUGCCAUGUCAGGCACCCUGCCCUAUGCGCCACCAGAGCUCUGCCUGCUUGAGGCAUCUGAGACACUGGAGCUGGAUUCUAGCCUGGAUGUUUGGGCCUUUGGGGUACUGCUCUUCUGCCUCUGCACCGGCUGCUUCCCUUGGGAUGUGGCCGUCAGCUCUGAUCCACAGUUUGAGGACUUUGGGUCCUGGCAAAACAGCACAGUGGGGAGAGAGGUGCCAGCACCUUGGCAGGGCUUCACUGCCAAAGCCCAGGAGAUGUUCAAGCGGUUGCUGGUUCUUGACCCAAACCGUCGCAGCCCAGCCAUAGAGGUGCAUAAGUACCUGUUACUGCCCUGGAAGAGCAGCAGCCACAAAGAGCUUGAAAAUGCUGGAGACUAGGGCUGUGCGAAAUGGCACCAUUCCAUUUCAACUUGCAUUUCGAUGGAACAGUGUUUCAUUUCAAAUUUCGUUUUGAUUCGAAACUGCUGUUCCGUUUCAUUUCAUCAAAACAGUUUCAUUUUCAACGCUGUUUUGACAUUUCGCCCAUAGGCUAUAAUGCGGAAGCUUGAAACAGCCUAUAACUUAGUCAUUUCUGGCCUGAUUUGGAUGAAACUUGAAGGAAUGGUAGCCCCUUCUGAGGGCACAAAUCCUGCCAUGUCUCAAGGAGAUAGGUGCAGGGGUUUCAGGGAAACUGCACCUCAAACUGUUGAAAGCAAAAAACUCAUGUCACGUGUAUGUGUUAAGCCACAGCGGAGUCAAAACAGCAGGCUUGCUAGCCCCUGCUGAGGCAACAUAGUCUGCCAAGUUUCAAGGAGAUAGGUGCAGGGGUUUAGGGAAAACUGCACCUCAAGCUGCGAACAAGCAAAACUCGUGACAUGGGUGACAGUGUGUGUGUUAAGGUGCAGCAGGGUGAAAGCUGCAGGCUUGCUAGCCCCUGCUGAGGCCAUGAAGCCUGCCAAAUUUCAAGGAGAAAAGGUAUAGAGGCUUCUGGGUUCUGGGGCCCUGCACCUCUGGCUGCUGACACGCAAAACUCCUGAUAUGGGUGCUUGUGGGUCUUGGGACGCAGGGGGGGUGAAAACUGCAGACCUGCUCGGCCCUGCUGCAGCCACAAAGUCUGCCAGCUGUCGAGGAGAUAGGUGCAGGGGGAGUCUGGGUUCUGGGGCCCUGCACCUCUAGCUGCUGACCGGCAAAACUUGUGACAUGGGUGGGUGACACUGUGUGUGUGCUAAGGUGCGCCCUCACUCAACUGACACCAAGGCAGAAAGCAGGGCAGUUCAAACAAUGCUGCCUUUUAUGCAGGUUUUCCAUCCCUCCCCCAGAGCACUGGGAUUGGAAGAGAACUCAGGAAAGGAUGACAGUCACUGGCCAGCUACACAGCUUCCCCCACCCCACCCUUCCCGCUCCCUCUCCUUACUUUAGUUUCUGUUUCCCUGCAGGCAAGCCCAGCUUGAGCUUUGAAGCUUGAAACAUUUUGAAAUGUCAAACUGUUUUGACUUGCAUCGUGUCGUUUUGAGGUUGUUUCGUUUCUAUUUUGCUGUUUUGAGCCUGAAACGAGUCGAAACAGCGUCAAAAAGAAACUGCUGGUGAAAUUUUGCACAGCCCUACUGGAGAUCCAAGGGGCCAGGAGGGAAACCCAAGUCUGGGCAAAGCACAAGGCAGUCAGGGGUGUGGCCAGAGCAACACAGGCUCUGCCUGCACAAAAACCUCCUGCACAGAAAGCUGUAUCCUGGCUUGCAGCAUGGAGGAGGACCAGGCUGGGGAAAUGAGCCCCCUUCUCAGUCCAGAGGAACCCCAAGCACAGGGAUAGAAGCCUCAUUCUGGACUGGGGAACAAGGUGGGAGGGACCAUGAGAAGUGGAUGGGGAAGAAAUCCACUUCCCAGUGCCAUAGAUCCUUUUCCUUGCAGCCAACCUACAGCCUCAGCAGACCUGGUUCAGUUCUGCUGAGGUUCUACAGAUGAGGUAGCUGCCUGGGGCUCCCUGACUACACACACAUCUUCCUGGCAGGACUGGAUAUUCUCACAACUCAGCUUUAUAACCUUCCCUUGAAAAUUUCUAUUAGCCAUAAGAAAGAGACAAUAGAUUCUGAAUGUAAAGAAGCAGAAAAGGAGAGAAAUCCAUAAGUUAGAAACUAUCAAGUGUAGACAAUUUUUAAGGGAAGCUAAAUACAUCAAGAAAAAUCCAUGUCUCAAAAGUCUAUAGCCAAUAAGAAGUGUUUAAGUGAGUCAGGACCAAAGGAAAUCCUAACAGUAGCACAGGCCCCUUUCAAAAUGAACAUGCUAAUAACAGUGCAGAAAGAAAGAGGCACUCACAUCUGUACUUGGAAAAAAGCCGGAUGUUGUUUUGUGAAGAUGAUUAAGUGUUUUCCAUUCCAUUAUAAUUAAGAAAGAUGUUUAACAGAAUCCACUAGGCAUAAACAUUAAGUUAACAGAUUUGGGGAUCUUGCUUUAAUAGGUCCCACAAAAGCUGGCUGAAGGAAUCUCUAGGCUGCUAAAGUUCAUUUUCAAUAAAUCUUUGAAUCAUAGGGCCAUUCCACCAGGCUUGAAAAAGACAAGCAGUAUUCCAGCAGGUAGUCAUGGCAGUAUUCAGAAAAAGCAUGAGGGAUGAUUGAGAAAUUAUUGGCCCCAAGCAACGUACUGAGAUUAAAUCAGUAUAGAAUUAAGAGUUAGGAAUAUAAUUAAACUGGGUUUUACAGAAAAUGUAAUUUUGACACAGGGAUUCUUCUCCAGUGGGUAUGCUUCUCUACAACACAGAAAUCGAAGAUUCCCUGAAAGGAGAAAGAUAUCUGCAUUGUAUUUCCUCAACUGCCAUGUAGAUCUGCCUGUCUCUGACAUGGGAAUCCUUCUCACAAGUUAUAUGCACAUACCUGUAAUAACUAUCUUAUCAAUGAGCUUCAAAAUCCUUGGUUCCUUGGUAGAUGGAGCUUCUGGAAGAAUGGUGAUAGAGUUAAGGGCUCCCUAUUCAGUUUUUCUUUUUCAGACAUUAUGGGACAAAUAUAGUAAAGCUUACUAUAUAGACAAUUGAAACUUCAUAGCCUCAGCACAGAUGGGACUUCAAUCCAUACUCCCAGGUUCUAGAAACCAGUCUUUUGUUCACUGGAGCUGGGCAAGAGACAUUCAGUGAUAGACUGAAAUUCUCUCUCAUAAAUGAGAGAGAAGCCACCUUCAAAGAUUUGACCAUUUGGGGAUGUUACUCAUUGUGGGGGGAGGAAGGGGGAGAGUUUGCAGGAGUUUGCUAGUAACUUCCUGCCCCCAAGGGAAUUCAGGAGUCUUUCCUCUCUUCUCAACAUCAGUGGGUGUAACAGGACUGGGCCCCCAGGAGCAGCCGUGGCACUCCCUGGUGGCUGUAUGGCUCCUGCCUGGCUUGAUCACUAAAAUGACCUCCCUUGGUUCCUCACCUGCCAUGCCUUGUUCUUACUAAGCUAUUAAACUCUUACUAAGAUAUUAGCCCCUCUCAGGCUUCAAGCCCCUGGUCCCAGGCUCUGCCCUUCUCUGGGCUCCGAGCACCUUGACUAUACCUUGAGCUUGCCCCCAGCAGGGCUUAAGGUGAUCAUGUGCCUCUAGAGCAUUAAUGGGACCUCCAAACCACCCAGUACCUUCCACAGAUCACCAGUCUGGAACUCUAACCCAAAAUAAGCCUUCUGGCUAUAACAUACAUCCCCAACUGGGUCUAAGCCCAAGUCCCAACUCCUUGCUGUAUCCUUCAGCUCCCCCCUACCUUAAGUCCUGUUCCCAUGCAAGUCUGCAGCAUUUCUGCUUGCUCAUCUCCCAGAGUAAUCUAGGCAUCAGCCAGGAGCUUCUCUGCAGCUCUCCUGCCCUGGAGCUCUUUCUUCAGCAGCUCCCUGAACUAGACUGACUGCUUUGGCUCAGGUCCUGGGUUUACUGCUGCUGGCCUCUGCUGUAACAAUAGCUUGUUUCCCAUGCAGGGCACUAGCCCUGAGCACCACUGCUGAGCAGCUGGUUCAGCACUAAGUACUUGUAGUAGGUACAUUCCUCAGGUACCUGUUCUAUGGCUGCUCAUAAUGGGCAGCUCAGACUCACACUGCUGCUCUAAAAUAACAGGACCAGUGUUACAGUAGGAAAAAAAAAACAUCCCUCAGCAAGGAUCUCUCUGUGUUCACUAGGUCGUGGUUCUGCAAGUGCUGGGUUUACUAUCAAAGGAUCCUUUGUAGAAUUACAAAGCAAAACCAUCUCAUUACCUCACUAGGAGACCUGGGAAAGCUAACUCCCUUCCCCAUGCUCCAAUUGCAGCAACAUCUCCUUUGGGCAGCAUAGGGCAUGUGUAUAAAGCACAGGUAUAGGUCACUAAGGGAAGGGGCCACUGUGCUCAUUUGGAAACACAACAGUACUCAGUGAUAAGUCAAAUGCUUGCCUGCACAGGAGCUGCAGUCAACUCCUGUGCCUCAUUUUUCAGUCCCUGAUGGUGCAAUCACUUUUUUUAUAAAUGCCCCUUUCAGAUGUAUCUGUUCUUUGCUAGCUGAGCUACCCAAAUGGCUAGGCAGCUUCCCACAUUUGCCCAGAGGAUCCAUAACCAAAGAGAGGCAGAGGAAGCAGUAGGGGCCUUGCCCCAUCCCCUCAGAAGGAACCCUCCCCUUGCCCCAUGCCCUGCGUCUGCAACCUCCACAAUCCCCUACUGCACCCAAGGGGAGAGUGGAGGUCCUAGCAAGAUGUGAGCUCAGCUCACAGGAUUCCAAGGCCUGAGAGCCAUGUGUCACCCACCCCUUGCCAUCCCUCAGCAAACCUGCCACCAGCAGGGCCAACCUGCAGACCACCCAGCUCCAGGCAUCAACCCCCUCCAGCCAAUAUCUUCCUUUAUUCCCUCUCCCCACAACCAGACCCUGCUCAGGGAUUCAUUCCAACUGCACGAAUGAGGAGAUUCACAGAUCAACUGGCUGAUGUUCUGCCACCUGUACUCUCCAAACACUCAGACCAAGAAAGCUCCAGGGAGUGCAGCAAGAUUCCUGCCUUUGCCUGGCCAAUGCCUAGCCCAGAGCAGAGAGUAGUCUUCCUGCUCCUCCCCUUGUAACUACCCUGAGGCCCUCCACAGCUAGUUGCUCCCUUCUCCCUGCAGAGCACCAGAGUCAUUCAUCCAGACCAGGUGCCCCUUGGCCUAGGAGGAAGCCAGGGCAGGAAGAUGUGGGGAGCAGAGGAUUGGCAAAUGGAAGGAAAAUGAGUGUCUUGGGUAAAAGAUCAUGAACUAUACAGAAAACUGAAGAGCAGGGACUGAAGUGCUAUUUAGCUUUUACCAUCUGAUAUUUGGCCCUGCUGCAUCCUCCCACUACCUUGUCCUCUCAUCCUGAGUCCAGAACAACCCUUUGCCCAGCCCAGCCCCUGGUAGUUGCAGAGGACCAUGAGGCAGUCCCCUGUGGGCAGUGAGUGGUGAGGAUCCCCCCCCCCGUCUCUUUUCAAUGGCAAAGAUCCUACAUUUGCUACAGGACCAUUUGAAUUUUGGUCUUUUUUUCUUUACCACUUAUCAUUUUUUCUUUACUUUUUUUUCCUUUGCCUGUCUCAGCUGUUUGUGAGCUUCAUUAUUCCUGGGGUCAUGAACAAACUGUCCAGCAGUGACAGCUGACAUGGAACUGUCAAUCCCCACCUUUGCCCUAUCAGACAGCUGCAACUCAAACAUCUCCUGCAGCUGAAGUCCAAGUCCUGAGAGGAAUGUGCAAGCAAUGCAUGGUCCCAAAGUUUGGGGUGUUUGUACCAGGACAUAAGGGGAAUGCUCCCAGCCCCCCAUUCAUUUCAGCCCCUCACAGGCAGCUCUGUGAGUCUUACAACCUAUGGAGGAGGAGGGUGUGCUUGCACCCAUGCUUUGGGGGCUCCAGGAGGUAUGUGACCUGUGCCUGAGGGCAUUUUCAC
Alligator mississippiensis (American alligator) is the source of this 6459-nucleotide messenger RNA. RefSeq names its product serine/threonine-protein kinase SBK1. The transcript has 3 exons. Lineage: Eukaryota; Metazoa; Chordata; Crocodylia; Alligatoridae. Gene Ontology annotation, molecular function: protein serine/threonine kinase activity; ATP binding. The record is from RefSeq and is a predicted model, not a curated record. Bases 70 to 1005 code for a protein of 311 amino acids. Gene Ontology annotation, biological process: peptidyl-serine phosphorylation; peptidyl-threonine phosphorylation.